Molecule: messenger RNA, 909 nt
Organism: Arachis ipaensis
Lineage: Eukaryota; Viridiplantae; Streptophyta; Magnoliopsida; Fabales; Fabaceae
Product: RmlC-like cupins superfamily protein
Molecular function (GO): manganese ion binding
Source: RefSeq, a predicted model, not a curated record
AAACUCAUCUCACUCUCAUUGUUCAACACACAAAUUAUAUCUCACCAAAUUAAAGGAAAAAAGUUUAAGAAUGUUUUCACAAAACACCCUUUUGAUUUUCUUUGCUAUUUUCUUUCUCCAUGUUUCCACCAUCACAUUUGCCUCUGAUCCUGAUCCAGUUCAAGAUUUUUGCAUACCACACCAAAAGUUAUUAGGUUCCAUGAAUGCAUCUCAUCACCAUGGAACUCCUUCCAUUCUCCCAUGCAAGAAUUCGUCUGAGGCUACGGCUACUGACUUUGUCUUUUCCGGCACGAAAGCGGCCGGAAACUUCUCUGAAGACGGCAUAGCCGUGAUAUCCGCUAGCCUCGCGAACUUCCCGGGUCUUAACACACUCGGGAUGUCAUUCGCGAGGGCGGAUAUUGAAGUCGGCGGGAUAAACCCGCCGCAUUUUCACCCUAGGGCAACGGAAUUGGUGCAUGUUGUGGAAGGGAAAGUGUAUAUAGGUUUUGUUGAUUCAAGCAAUAGGGUUUUUGCUAGGGUUUUGGAACAAGGUGAAGUUAUGGUGCUUCCAAGGGGAUUGGUUCAUUUCAUGAUGAAUGUUGGUGACAAAAUUGCAACAAUUUUUGGAAGCUUUAAUAGUCAAAACCCUGGCAUGCAAAAGAUUCCUUCUGCUGUGUUUGGAUCUGGGAUUGAUGAGGAGUUAUUGCAAAAGGCUUUUGGAUUGGAUUCUAAGCAGAUUGGAAGCAUGAGAAGAAAAUUUGAUCCAAAUUCAAAGUAAUAUGCAUCAUAAUAAUAAGGUAUUAGAAAAUGUUGAGAUCAAUGAUGUUAUUAUUAGUUAAUAUAUAGUAGUGAUCUAUGUUUUUUUUUAUUACAUUUUGAGAGUUCAUAUGACUUAUGAGUCAUAAAUCUUGGAGUCUCUAAGUUUUGUUA